CUCGGAAAAAAAAACCAGGCCCCGACACGACCCUCUCUCGCGAUCCCGGCGCAACGGCCCGGAGGAUACGGCGGCGGCGUGCUCCCCCUCUCUCCCUCCUUGUCGGCGCGAGCUCGGAUACGACCCAGAGGUGGACUGGGAAGCCGCCGGAGAGACGAACUCAAUCCUCCAUUGAAGACCGGCUGGCUGCUGCCUUCUACCUACCCCCCUCCCCAGCAGCAGAUCCUCGGCGCGACCCUCUUAUUCCAUCCCGGCGCGAGCUCGAAGGGGAUCUCGAGGUGCAGCGGUGCGAGCACGGCGGCGCCCGCAGCGACCCCCAUCACCGGCGUCCGCUCCUCCCAAAAAUUAUCUUGCCACGAGCUCGUGAGGUGAAAUUUGAUUGAAAAGAUCGAAGGCUAACCAAGUUAGGGGAAACCAUCAAAUCUCCAGAGGAAGAAACCUGCUCCUCUGCUCGAACUCCCAACUCGGAGAUCUCGGGCGGCGCCGGAGAGAUGGGGGCGGAAGUCGACGCACUGUACGAGAUCGGCCGCCACGCGACUGGAUCCCACGAAAUCCCUUGUGAAAGAGACGAAACCGCUCGAGCGAGCGGCGGCAGUUCAGGUGAAGGAGGAGGCGUCCUCUCGUAUCUCUCCUUCCAAGGCGUAAGUAAGCUCAGGGAGAGGUGGAGCAGGUACAACACUCUUGGGGGGAGUAAGCGGAGGAAGAGGGAAAAUGCAGCAUCCUUGUUCGUCUCGCGGAAUGCGGAGUAUGUUGCUGUAGCUGUUGGGAACCGCAUUUAUAUCUUGAGAAAGAGCGAUGGCUAUGAAUCACCCUGCGGCAUAUAUACAAACUGUUACAAGUUUUCGGAGCCGGAUAAUAGCGGUGAUGGCUCAGCAUGGGACAGUCGUAUCAUCAGGCUUCGUUUAUUGUGGUACAACGACUUGCUGGAGACAUUCUUGGGAAUUAUUAUGGGAAGGUACAAAGCAAACUGAAUGUCAGCAAGUUGAUUGGCUUCCCUUCAAAGGAACAUUGACACCAAACCAUCUCAGGCCAUCACCGCUACCAAAACGAGUAAAUAUGCCAUCGCCCCCAUGCUGUGAGCAAGCUACUCCAAAACAGGUCUGCAGGAGUACGCAAACCACACACUGAUGAAGUACCAAAGCAUAGUAAUAUAACAAUCACGAAGAUCAGAUCAAAAACUGCAUUUGUACUGACUUGUGUUUCUCAAUCCAAACUACCAGUCAGAAGAGAAGCUUGGGAUACUGUUACGGGAGCAGAAUGCCCGUGGCCUAGCCAACAUAUCAGAGAUGCGCAUAUCGUUACAGUCAUCAAUGUUGACUUCCACGGACAAGCUCAUGCAAUGUUUAGCUGAAAACUGCACAUAUUGCGAGAUUUAUGGACUGUGGUCGAUAACAAGUUUACAGGAAACAAUCCAUUGUCAUUGCUGUUGAUUGGCUACAAAACAUUGUACCAGCAAUUCUUCUGUAACACAUCACACGGCAGUAUUUCAGUAGAAAAUAUAUCGGCAUACACAAAGAAAGGUACAAUCCUAGAAUAAGGCUAGUAUGAUGCAACCGA
Messenger RNA from Triticum aestivum (bread wheat), 1557 nucleotides. RefSeq names its product MAG2-interacting protein 2. The record is from RefSeq and is a predicted model, not a curated record. Gene Ontology annotation, cellular component: Dsl1/NZR complex. Gene Ontology annotation, biological process: retrograde vesicle-mediated transport, Golgi to endoplasmic reticulum. Gene Ontology annotation, molecular function: SNARE binding. NCBI's taxonomy places the organism in Eukaryota, Viridiplantae, Streptophyta, Magnoliopsida, Poales, Poaceae. The transcript has 6 exons. The coding region runs from base 492 to 971 and encodes 159 amino acids.